Prunus armeniaca (apricot) is the source of this 348-nucleotide messenger RNA. Lineage: Eukaryota; Viridiplantae; Streptophyta; Magnoliopsida; Rosales; Rosaceae. The record is from the annotation of a GenBank genome assembly.
AUGGAAGCACAAGUCCCCGGUGAUGGAGCCGAAGUCUGCGCAACCAUGGAAGUCCAAGAGGCAGAAAUGGACGCUUCAGUUCCUCACAUACAAGUGCAGCAAGGAGCUGGGCAGCCAGAAUCUAAUAAGCUUCCUACUCCGGAAGAUGUGGAUGGGUGCGGAGAAAUCUGCAAAAAACUGUUGUUUUUGUUAGAGGAUUGGAAAAAGAGCGACAUUAUGCCAUCGGGAGGUCAGAUGAAUCCUCCCAUCAUACCCAAAGUUAUUGUGCCUGGUGAUGAUGAAGGUAGGUCGACUGUUGAAAAACAAGAGGUGGAAGGUAAAGGGUGCAAAAAGAAGCGACCGACCUAG